Molecule: messenger RNA, 893 nt
Organism: Camelina sativa (false flax)
Lineage: Eukaryota; Viridiplantae; Streptophyta; Magnoliopsida; Brassicales; Brassicaceae
Product: protein DOG1-like 4
Biological process (GO): DNA-templated transcription
Molecular function (GO): sequence-specific DNA binding
Source: RefSeq, a predicted model, not a curated record
UAGGUAUAUAUAUAUAUAUAUAUAUUGUCCCACAAUGCAAAGUUUCUUAAAGAAUAUAACAAGUAAAGAGCUAAAUGAGAAACCGAGUAGAAGAAAAGUUCCUAGAGUUCUACGAGAAUUGGGUUAUUCAACUUGAGCAAUAUCUUCAUCAACUUUUAAUUGCUCAUAACACUACUAUGAGUGAGAUCGAGCUUAGAGCUUUGAUCUCGAAGCUAACCACACAUCACAAAGCUUAUUAUACGGCAAAAUGGGCAGCCAUAGGAGAAGAUGUCUUAGCCUUCUUCGGACCGGUUUGGCUAACCCCGUUAGAGAAAGCUUGUUUCUGGUUAACCGGAUGGAAACCUUCGACGGUGUUUCGGAUGGUUGAUAGGCUGAGGAAGUCGAGGUUGGUGCUUGUGGAGGCUCAGGUGAGGAAACUGGAGGAGCUGAGAGCUAAGACCAAGUUCGAGGAGCAAAAAAUUGAGAGAGAGGUUGAGCGGUAUCAGGUUGCUAUGGGUGAUAGGAAGAUGGUUGAGCUUGCGAGGCUUGGAUGUCACGUAGGAGGAGAAUCUGUGGUGGUGAUUGAGGCAGCGGUGAAGGGUUUGGCGACGGGGCUCGAGAAGAUGGUGAAGGCGGCGGAUUGUGUGAGGCUGAAAACGCUUAAAGGUAUUUUAGACAUAUUAGCUCCACCGCAGUGCGUUGAGUUUUUGGCAGCGGCGGCUGCAUUUCAGGUUCAGUUACGUCGGUGGGGAAACCAAAGACAUAAUGUCACUCACUCCUAUGGUUACUGACACAUACGUACCUAAGGAUAGUUUCGUCUUUUGUCAUGUGUUUUUUUCUUUUCGUAUUUACAAAGUCAAUGAGAAAAUUUUAACUUCCAUCAGCAAUAGAAUGUAAUUUCAUGGCUUGAAAUA